Saccostrea cuccullata (small rock oyster) is the source of this 1383-nucleotide messenger RNA. RefSeq names its product craniofacial development protein 2-like. Lineage: Eukaryota; Metazoa; Mollusca; Bivalvia; Ostreida; Ostreidae. The coding region runs from base 1 to 1383 and encodes 460 amino acids. The record is from RefSeq and is a predicted model, not a curated record. The transcript has a single exon. Gene Ontology annotation, molecular function: catalytic activity.
AUGGGGGCGAAGAGAGGAUCUCAUCUCAAUCCGGCCCAAAGUAUUCAUUUGAGGAGUAGCGACCCAAUUGAAUUAUCAUCGCUUCGUAAACCAACCAUGAACACGUCUCGUAAGCCAAAUCCUAUACUUCCAGCUCCGGGAGUGAGUUGGAACCCUGUCAUCAAUACUGAAGCUAGUCGCUCGCAACAGCGACGGAAUGAAGAUGUCGCCACAAACCGGAAUCCUCGGGGGGUGGCAUCUGAGAACAGUGGACGUAUGAAGGCAUUUUUACGCUGUAAUGAAACAACUAACAUUGCAACCUACAACGUCAACACACUAAUUGAUGAGGAUAAGAAGUGGGAAUUACAGCAUUGCAGCCAGUUGCAACACAUAGGAAUUCUCGGUGUGCAAGAGCAUCGCAUCAUACACUCUGACCCCAUUGAGUAUACCAAGUUUGACACAAGCACUCUAGUGACUUCAUCUGGAUGGAGAAACAAAUCCCAAGCAGCACAGGGUGGAGUUGGACUCCUCUUAGAUAGGAAAGCUAGAAAAUCUCUACUGAAAAUUGUCUCAUCUAAGAGUGGAAGAAUACUAGUAGCUGAAUUCGAUGGAAAUCCUCGUACAACCAUCAUAGUUAUCUAUGCUCCUACCAACUGCGCAGAGGAUUCUGUCAUCGAGGAAUUCUACACAGAGCUAAGAAACGUACUACAAGAUGUACCAGCCCACAACUUCCUUGCAGUCUUGGGAGAUUUCAAUGCUAGACUGGGACCCGAACAUGUACCUCAUCCAUUUCAUGAGCUAACAAAUAGAAGUGGAAACUAUCUUGCUGAAAUUCUCGUUGAAUUUGGUCUACUAGCAGUAAACACACAAUUUAAGAAGCGCCCUGGAAAACUUCGGACAUUCAAAUGUAGAGCAUCUAACACACUGAGACAACUUGAUUACAUUCUUGUUCGGCAAAAAUGGAGAAAUAGCGUCCAUAACGCAGAAGCGUACAACUCCUUCAGCACAGUGAAGUCCGACCAUAGAAUAGUGUCUGCAAAGAUCAAGCUCAGUCUGAGAACCUCAAAAACAGCCCAGAAAGUCAAAUACGACUGGAAACAGUUCUCCAGCAAUACUGAGCUUCAGCAAAAAUACACAUUCGCUGUUAAGAACAGAUUUCAAAUUCUGAUGGAUGAGAGCAACAGCGAAAGAUACGAAAAGUUCGUAAAAGUCAAUCAAGAAGCAAUGAAAGUAUGUCUCCCUAAAAGAGCUAAAAUCAAGAAAUCACUCAGGUCAUUAGACCUCAGAGUCUCUGAAGCUCGUCAGAAAGCACAAGAAGCCCAGAGGCAGUAUGAGUCAUCCAAAACUGACGAAGACAAAGAUCUCUGGUCUGUAGCAGUAAAUAACCUUUAUCAAGCAUAUUAG